CUUGGAGGUGGGCGGCAGGAUGUACAACAACAGCCUCGCCACGCUGGACCGCAUCAUGGGGUCACUUCGCUCGUACACCGACCCCUCAAGGGUGCGGUACGAUGUUGAGACCCUGUUGCGCCAGAUUCCAUCCAUCAGUCCACAGCACGGUGUGUAUACGCACAACAAUGGAUCCACGAGCACCAUGAUGAGCCUCACCGGGACGAUCCCCAUCUACUAUGGCGGGAACCAGUACAACAUUCCUGUUGAAAUCUGGAUCCCGGAAGCAUAUCCUUUUGCAGCACCGACGUGUUUCGUGCGCCCAACAACUGACAUGAUGAUUCGGCCGGGUCACCCUCACGUCGACCAAAACGGGUUAAUUGUCGUGCCAUACUCGACCAACUGGGACUGCGACCACAGCCUUGUUGAGCUCGUGGGGUAUCAUUGCUCGAUCUUUGGUGCGCAGCCCCCAGUGUUUCGCCGACCUGCGAACCAGCAACUCGCCCCAGCUCCAACGUAUCAGCAACCUUCCAUGCAACAAGGCUACACUCAGCAGCCGUAUCAACAAGGAGGAUACGCUGCAUCGUCGCAACAGCAACAAGCACCGUACAGCCAGCCGCCAGCGCAAACGUAUCCACCCGCGCAAUCCGCGAGUCAAUACUCGGCGUACCAACCGCCGGCGAUCGAUCCCGCCGUGAAGCUCAAGGCCGAAGCAACGGAGAAAAUUCAGCACGAGCUCCAAAAAAUGUACAGACGAAUUCGAGACGAGAUCGACGGCGAAUUCGACACGCAGCGCGAAAUUUCGCACGGCCAGCAACGUCUCGUCCAAGGCAAGCAAUCGCUCGAGCAACUCAAGGCCAACUUGACAAACGCCGUCGCCCAAGUGGAAGCGAUGGACCGCCAAGUCACCGAAUGGAUCGCGGCCAACGAAAACCAAGUAGAUUGGACUGUGCUUUUUUGCAAUGUCGAAGACGCACUGCAUGCGUAGGAUGAAGUAAACGUGGACGAAGUUCUAGUGGCCGCGGAUCCCCUUUCCCAGCAGUACGCAGUGGAAUAACGUGGUGAGCAUACGCUUGAGACGACCACCAUCGUUGUGUGUAGGCAAUUGGACGCAUAUGCUGAACGCAAUGCGAUAGAAGAUGCGCUGUACUUCAUGGACCGCGCCCUCGCCAACGGCGAAAUCGAGCUCCAAGUAUUUUUGAAGGAGGUGCGAAAGCUCGCGCGAAAGCAAUUUAUGAGCGUUGCGUUGAUGCAAAAGGUGCAUGACGUCCAACACACGACAGCCACCCGUCGCUAAUACGAGAUGUGCAUUUUGUGAAAUA
Molecule: messenger RNA, 1301 nt
Organism: Aphanomyces invadans
Lineage: Eukaryota; Oomycota; Saprolegniomycetes; Saprolegniales; Verrucalvaceae
Exons: 8
Coding region: 20-967 (315 amino acids)
Biological process (GO): protein modification process; protein transport; endosome to lysosome transport
Cellular component (GO): ESCRT I complex
Molecular function (GO): ubiquitin binding
Source: RefSeq, a predicted model, not a curated record